This is a messenger RNA of Emericellopsis atlantica, 669 nucleotides long. RefSeq lists its product as uncharacterized. The transcript is spliced from 4 exons. Lineage: Eukaryota; Fungi; Ascomycota; Sordariomycetes; Hypocreales; Bionectriaceae. The record is from RefSeq and is a predicted model, not a curated record. Bases 104 to 565 code for a protein of 153 amino acids.
CUUCAAGGGCAGACGGUGAACCUGCCAUCGGUCGAAACUUAUUCUGCUUCUUCCCACCUCCAUCACAUCAUCUUUUCAACUUCAUACACGGAAAUCGCCCAAGAUGCUGUUUCAAAAACACAUCCUGCUCAUUUGCCAUGCUUUGCUGGUCAUCGCACAAAACCUACAACCGAGAAUGCAGAUACCUGGCGUCGGCUUCAGCCUGACCCCAGAUCAUGGAGUCGCGGCAAUCUUCUACAAGAACAAAACAUGGGCAGAGGUCGCUCGUGUGGAGGGCAGUAGCACAUACAAAGCCCUGAUGCGUAAAGCACCAUCAACAGAACUCGUCCCCGACCAACGUUCAUCUUGGCGAGCCGUGACAGACGUCGUGUGCCCCGUACUCGACACAUUCAAGCCUGAGCUCUGCAAGCGAAACCCUGACGUUGAGAGCGCCAAGGACCUUCUCCGGAACCUAAAAGCCGCGGUGGCUUCUCGUCUGGGCACAACAUUCUGCUACACUCAGAUUGCCCUUCCAGACCGAAAGUGGGCUUACCAGCUCCCAUGGCACUCUCGGGCAGUGAACUAGCCGCCACCGGCCGGCUAAUCACCGACGACACAUGUUCCAUCUUAGUCGUCGACUACAUGGAGGCAUCCAAUCCGGAACAUAACUUAUGCAAGGUGUAAGUUGAC